Messenger RNA from Anolis sagrei ordinatus, 2019 nucleotides. NCBI's taxonomy places the organism in Eukaryota, Metazoa, Chordata, Lepidosauria, Squamata, Anolidae. The record is from RefSeq and is a predicted model, not a curated record.
GAGCUCACUUGCGGCCCAAACCGGAACUGCGCUCUAGCCGUUGAUUGGCCGGAGGGAGGCAUGCAAGGGGCGGGGCUUAGGAUUUAAAAAGACAGUGCCCAUUUUUAAACUUGGUUCCCUCCUUGCAAGGAUUCAAGAGGCUUCUUCCUGGAGGAAAAGGAUUUGGAGGGAAGAGACCUCUUCUUCCGGGAAAUGGAGGCCUCUGGGGAGCCCCCCAAGGAAUCUCAGACCUCCUCUAUUGAGGCAGCAGUGAGUUCCAGCGUUGAUCGCGACAAAGGGCCGAGUGGGGAAAAAGAUGGCGACCCAAACAAUGCAGAAGCAUCGGAGAGCUUGGAGCCGGGAGCACCUCCAGCCCCGGUGUUGGAGUCGUCUUCCGCCAAGCCAGCAACAAAAACGAAGAAGAGGAAGAAGACGAGGAAGGACUGCUUCACGGGUGAGAAGUGUCGGUUCGGCUCCAAGUGUCCCUGGCAGCACGAUCGCCAGAAGUACCUUGCCACCAAGCCACCGGACAUUGGAGACUGCUGCAUUCUCUUUUCGCUGUUCGGCAAGUGCCGAUAUGGGAUCGCCUGCCGCUUCGGUGGGGCCCACUUGGGAUCGGACUUCCAGAACCUGGUCAACGAAGAGCUGUGGAUGGUACACAUGACGAACCCAACUGUGAAGAACCGUAUGCUUCACCUUGCCGGAGAGCUGAAAGCGUUUCCCUUUCGCAAGUCCAAAGACUACCUCCAAUGCCUCGUGAAGGCUGCAGGAGAGAAGGGAAUACCCCGUCCUCUUGAUUCCAAAUCCGAUUUGCCACCAAAAAUUCCUCUGUUAAUGCCCCCCAAGACUCCGCCCACCCUCGGUGUCCUGACAGAUGAGGACCUUAUAAGGCUGAGGCCCUGCGAGAAAAAAAAGUUGGAUGUUCUUGGGAAGCUUUACUUAUCCCCCUUAGCAGAGUGGGGCAACCUCCCUUUCCGGAGGAUUUGCAAGCGGUUUGGAGCGGACAUCACCUGCGGCGAGAUCUUUUCUUCCGACAAGUUUUGCCAGGGGGAGCUGGAGCAGUUUGCAGGAUCAGUACACCGUCAUGAAUCGGAAGACUUUUUUGGCAUCCAGAUAGAAGGAUCUGAUCCCGAACACAUGGUCAAAUGCACAGAAUUCCUCAAUGAGAAGGUCCAAGUGGAUUUUGUGGACAUUAACGCCGAAAAUUCCCAGUUGUAUGAGACGGGCGGAGGAUGUGCCUUAAUGGAUCAUCCCAUCAAAUUUGAACAGAUUGUCCGUGGCAUGGACUACGUGUCGAACGUUCCUAUAACAGUGAAGCUGAGGAGCGGCAUAGACCUGGAGGAGAAUCUGGCUCACACCCUCAUCCCCAAUCUCCAUCAUUGGGGAACCGCUAUGGUCACGCUUCACGGACGGGCAAAAGCAACGCCAUUCAAAUCGCCAGCGGACUGGGACUACAUAUCACAGUGUGCCAAGAUCGCCAAACCGAUGCCACUUUUUGGGUGUGGGGAUAUUUUCUCCUUUGAAGAUGUCUUAAAAGCCAAGAAAACCGGCGUUUCGGGGGUCACGAUUGCAAGGAGUGCCUUAGUCAAGCCGUGGAUCUUCACCGAAAUCAAAGAGCUGCGGCACUGGGACAUCUCCUCCCGGGAACGACUGGACAUGCUCAAAGAGUUCACGAACUACGGCUUGGAGUAUUGGGGGACCGACACAAAAGGUGUGGAGAGAACCCGGGCUGCCCUCGUGCAGUGGCAGCAGUUCCUCUGCAGGUACAUCCCCGUCGGGUUACUGGAGCACUGCCCUCCAAAAUUCGGCAACAGACGCCCUGUUUCUUUGUCUGGAGACUACUUGGAAGUCUUAAUGGCAAGCAAUAGGACAUCGGAUUUUGUGAAGAUCAGCGAGAUGUUCUUGGGUCCAAUCCCGCCUGGCACCACCUUCUCGAUAGCACAAAAUAUGAAAAACUAUGCACUGUAGUGGAAGAAGCAGCAAAUGUACAUGUUGCAAUAUUUUUUGUGCUAGUUGUUUAAUAAAAUGUAAACUUAUGUA